Molecule: messenger RNA, 882 nt
Organism: Electrophorus electricus (electric eel)
Lineage: Eukaryota; Metazoa; Chordata; Actinopteri; Gymnotiformes; Gymnotidae
Gene: psma2a
Product: proteasome 20S subunit alpha 2a
Biological process (GO): ubiquitin-dependent protein catabolic process
Cellular component (GO): proteasome core complex; proteasome core complex, alpha-subunit complex
Source: RefSeq, a predicted model, not a curated record
CAACGAGUUCAAGCGAACAGAUUACGUCACUUCCCGAGACCGCAAUGGCAGAAAGAGGUUACAGUUUCUCUCUCACCACAUUCAGCCCUUCGGGGAAGUUGGUUCAGAUUGAAUAUGCUCUAGCAGCUGUGGCAGCAGGUGCUCCCUCUGUAGGAAUUAAAGCUGCAAAUGGUGUUGUGUUGGCAACAGAAAAGAAGCAGAAAUCUAUACUGUAUGAUGAGCAGAGUGUUCACAAAGUGGAGCCCAUAACCAAGCACAUUGGCAUGGUGUAUAGUGGAAUGGGUCCAGACUACAGGGUUUUGGUCAGGAGGGCCCGAAAACUUGCCCAGCAAUACUUCCUGGUGUACCAAGAGCCUAUUCCAACAGGCCAGCUUGUUCAGAGGGUUGCUUCUGUCAUGCAAGAAUACACACAGUCAGGAGGGGUUCGUCCAUUUGGUGUAUCUCUCCUGAUUGCCGGCUGGGAUGAAGACCGCCCAUACCUCUUCCAGUCUGAUCCAUCGGGUGCAUACUUUGCAUGGAAAGCCACAGCGAUGGGAAAGAAUUAUGUGAAUGGGAAAACAUUUCUUGAGAAAAGAUAUAAUGAAGAUCUUGAACUGGAAGAUGCCAUUCACACAGCUAUUUUAACCCUCAAGGAAAGCUUUGAAGGCCAGAUGACAGAGGACAACAUUGAGGUGGGAAUCUGCAAUGAGGCUGGCUUCAGGCGCCUGACUUCUGCAGAAGUUAAAGACUAUCUGGCUGCUAUUGCAUAAAUUAACCUUUGGAUGAAGCGCUGAUUCAUUUCUGUGGAUUUCAGAAGUCUGAGGAAUGCACUUGUAGUUUUAUUGUUUUGGUUUUUUUUGUUUUUUUUUUUACCUGAAAAAAAAAAUAAAAUUCCAAAGUACA